UACUAAUUCAUUACAAUGCGAAGGGGAGUGACGCAGUUCUCGAAAACCGAAAGCUUCUUCCACGCUUUCCCGCGUAAGACCUGAAAUCAAUUCCGCGAAUCUCCCCCACCCGGGUUGAGGGCGACAGGAGGCAAACACCGCCGCCGGUUGCUUGGACUUGGGGCUGUAUGUGCCAGCCGUCGCGUUCCUUGGGAUUCGGGUGCCAUUCCGGUUGGAGGUUGCGGUCGAACCGCGAGGACUCGAUGCGAUAACCAGGGCGAGACAUGCCGCAGCCUAAGUCACGAAAGCUCGCCAUCCUCGGCUACCGAUCCGUAGGGAAGUCCUCUUUGACCAUUCAGUUUGUGGAGGGCCAGUUUGUCGACUCCUAUGAUCCGACAAUAGAAAACACGUUUACUAAAUUGAUCACGAUAAACGGCCAAGAGUAUCAUCUUCAGCUGGUGGACACAGCAGGACAGGAUGAGUACUCCAUCUUCCCUCAGACGUACUCCAUAGACAUAAAUGGCUAUAUCCUGGUCUAUUCCGUCACGUCCAAUAAAAGCUUUGAAGUGGUCCAAGUGAUUCACGAAAAACUGCUGGACAUGGUGGGGAAAGUUCAAGUUCCCAUCAUGCUUGUUGGAAACAAGAAUGACCUGCACAUGGAGCGAGUAAUCAGCUGCGAAGAAGGGAAAGCAUUAGCCGACUCCUGGAACGCUGCCUUCAUGGAAUCCUCGGCCAAAGAAAACCAGACCGCCGUGAAGGUUUUCCGCAGGAUGAUCCUGGAGGCGGAGAAGAUGGACGGUGGCGCUCAGCCUGGCAAGACGUCUUGCGCCGUCAUGUAGGGGGAGGACACAACCAACGCAACUAAGCGCGCGCACAUGCACACACACACACACAUACACACACAAACACACACACAAACAGACACGACAACUGCACUGCACUAGGAUAUCCCGUUUUACUUGAAGGCUAGUUAACGCCACUUCUCCUCCACCACGCCGGGUCCUGAAUAUCCUCCAUGACUCUGGAACCUGUUAUUUAUCAGUAUUGUCAUCCAUGUUUUCCUUUUGGGUGUGCUUGGUGCAGAAGCGGGACGAGUGGCGCUCAUGAAUUUCAUCAUAAACCGUGUACCCAAACAAGCCCCCGCCCCAAUCAUAUGAUCUUGACAAUAAUAACUCGAGAGAGCUGAUGUUUCUUCGGGUUCAUUUUACUUUCCACAUAGCAGUAAGUGUCAGCCAAAUAGUCGGAAACAAAACAAACAAAAUAAAAAUGUCAUCCAUUUUUUAAAAUUGAAAAUGUUGUACAAAUGUUUUGGAUUGUAAUCAUUAAAACCAAAUGUGGUUAUGUAAAAAA
Hippocampus comes (tiger tail seahorse) is the source of this 1329-nucleotide messenger RNA. RefSeq names its product Ras homolog, mTORC1 binding (gene rheb). Gene Ontology annotation, biological process: signal transduction. Gene Ontology annotation, cellular component: membrane. Lineage: Eukaryota; Metazoa; Chordata; Actinopteri; Syngnathiformes; Syngnathidae. The transcript has 8 exons. The record is from RefSeq and is a predicted model, not a curated record. Gene Ontology annotation, molecular function: GTP binding; GTPase activity. Bases 264 to 818 code for a protein of 184 amino acids.